AUGAGAGAAACAUUGUGGUCCAAUAGAGAAUUGUAUAAUCUUGAUAAUUAUAGUAAUUUUCAAGUUUCGUUAGAUUUCUUUUUGGAAACUGGUGAUUCAGAAAUUAGAAUUGCAUUUUCAGAAAAUAAGGAUGAAGAUGAUAGUUUAGUUUUUAGAAUUUCAGGUGAAUCUGACAUGACUGGCACUCUACUUCAGCAAACAAAAGAAAAUGAAUCGUAUUAUUACAGAGACUAUUCUCCAAUUACUUUUGGAAUGUGGAAUCAUAUUGAAUUUAAUUUUAUAUCAGAGAAUAGUUUGGAUAUUCUUAUUAAUGGAGUAUCAUUGAAUGGAAUUAUGGCACCAGUUACGAUUUCUAAAAGGGGAUUUAUUGGAAUUGUUAAAAGUGAUUAUCGAUUUGAUAAAUUAUUUAUUAGAAACUUUAAAGGAUCAUUUAGAGAAAGACCCAUCAUUGAUUGA
Naegleria gruberi is the source of this 456-nucleotide messenger RNA. RefSeq lists its product as uncharacterized. Bases 1 to 456 code for a protein of 151 amino acids. The record is from RefSeq and is a predicted model, not a curated record. Lineage: Eukaryota; Heterolobosea; Eutetramitea; Acrasida; Naegleriidae. The transcript has a single exon.